Molecule: messenger RNA, 1335 nt
Organism: Penicillium malachiteum
Lineage: Eukaryota; Fungi; Ascomycota; Eurotiomycetes; Eurotiales; Aspergillaceae
Product: phosphotransferase family protein
Exons: 1
Coding region: 1-1335 (444 amino acids)
Source: RefSeq, a predicted model, not a curated record
AUGGCUUCUGAGGAUGAAACACCUGGAUCGAACUGUGAAUACCAAUCUGACUCCCAGUCGGAGUCAUCGACCCUCAUAUAUAGCCAGGAGCCCUUCGAGACCUUCCAGAAACGGGUGAUAGAGCUAUGCCAACAUUUGUUCGACACUUCUUCUGGUGAAAUUUCGAUCGAGCGAUUACAAGGAGGCGGCUUCAAUAGGAUUACUGGCGUAUCUGUGGUGAAAAGCAAUGAAGAACCACCUGUUUCAAUCCAGUACAUCCUCCGCGUCCCACGAUUCGAGAUUGUUGAAUUGGAUUAUGAUAUUGCGCCCCUCAAGUUACUCCGUCAGGAAUCAAGCAUCCCAGUCCCCGAGACCGUCAAAUUUGACUUGACGAGUUCCAAUGCUCUCGGUCGCCCUUUUAUGCUCCAAAAGCGUAUACCUGGCGAGUCUCUUUAUAAAAUAAAUGCAGAUUUAACCCAUGAUGAGAAAUGCGCUAUCGCAACGGGUCUGGGUAGAGUCGUCUCUGAGUUACACUCUAUCAGAAGUACUAUUACUGGUAGACUCUGCUGGAAGUCACCUGAAGAGCAAUUGAUGAUACAACCGUUCGGUGAUCAAGAAGUGGUCACACUCCUGCCAUAUGAGAAAGGACCUGCGACACAAUCAUGCUUCGAUAUGCUUCGCGCGAUCCUUGAGCCCAAAAUUGAGAAAGUGGCAGCCUCAAAUCCCGAUGAGGUAGAGUUACUUGAGGAGCCCCACUUGCUUACUAUGGCCUCAGAGAUGAAUGAUCUUGGAGUACUGGAUGAAAGCUCCUACUGUCUAUGUCACCUUGAUCUUCAACCCCGUAAUAUUUUGGCUGGGUCUUCAAAACCAACGGAAUCUCUAGCUUUGACCGGCGUUCUAGACUGGGACAGUGCAGUUUUUGCACCGCUGAUCAUGUCUUGUGACCCUCCAAUGUGGCUGUGGGUUAAUGACAGCAUUGAAGAUAAGCGGGUUGCAGGCGACGAGCCAUCAACGGCAGAGCUGCGCGAAUUAAAACAACUCUUUGAACAGGCAGCUGGUCCGAUUUAUUCUCGCUUUUCAUACGAUGACCGGUAUCGACUUGCCAGGCAGCUUAUCAGGUUCAUUAUUGAAGGCAUAAACACGAAUGAGGCGUACAGAGCCUUUUUUUUAUUACAGAGCGAAUGGGAUGAACUGAAAGAAUCACUGGACUUGCCCAAAUUGGAUCUAGAAGAUCAAUCUGAACCUGCUUCGACCAAUGAGAUAGCUGAGGACGACUCGGAAUCAUAUUCCCCGAAAGAGGAUGCUGCAUGGAGUCAAAGCGGGAGGAUUGCAGAAGCAGAAAUUGAAAGGCAGUAA